AUGGCCUCCCUAAUCUUCAAUAUUAUGGUCGUUAAUAUGGCAUUAAUAUCAUUAAUCCUCCUCAUAUCCCCAACUGCAAAGUCAUUCUCCCGGCCCCUCUCCGCCUCCGAGGCAAAGUCAGUGGGCCUGGGCUUUCCCCAGGUCACAAACAUCACGUUCUACUUCCACGACAUAGUCAGUGGGCCCAACCCGACGGCCGUGCGCAUCGCGGCCCCGAAAGCCAAGUACCCCAUGUUCUUCGGGGGACUUAUAAUGAUCGACGACCCGUUGACCUACGGGCCGGACAUGAGCUCCGGCAUCAUGGGCCGGGCCCAGGGGAUGUACGGGUCAGCCGAUUUAGAGGUUUCAGGCCUCGUGAUGGUUCUCAACUUUGUGUUCACUGAAGGGGAACACAAGGGUAGCACGUUGAGCUUGCUGGGCCGCAAUGCCGUUAUGGACAAGGUGAGGGAGAUGCCCAUUCUCGGGGGAACCGGAAAGUUCCGCUUCGCUACAGGGUUCGCACAAGCUAGCACGUAUCACUUGGAUUUCACCACGGGAGAUGCCGUCGUUGAGUACCACGUUACUGUUUUCCAUUUCGGGCAAGCCUAG
Molecule: messenger RNA, 588 nt
Organism: Striga asiatica
Lineage: Eukaryota; Viridiplantae; Streptophyta; Magnoliopsida; Lamiales; Orobanchaceae
Source: the annotation of a GenBank genome assembly